AUGAAGUGGCUAAUUCUACUGUUGACCUGCAUGGCAACCGUGUCAUGUAUCGAACGUCUUCGCCUUGACGAUAUAAUCAACUGGCUUGAACAGGACAAAGAAAAGAAAAAUGAUUGCGAUCGUGGACUGUUGUUCGACAUCUGUCAAGGUGUUAGACCGAAGGUAUGAAUAAUGGGAAAACGUUCAGCUUUUAGGCAAGAUGUAGCCCUCAACUUGCUCUGAACAAGCUGUUGCUUCUCUCGGAGCUGGCUGGUUACAACGUCAACCGAGCUGCAGUCAGAGAAAGAACCGCACUGGUUGUAGAAGACGUAAGCUCUGAAAUGACAAUUAAAGUUAUGAACAUGUUAUCCAGAUUCAUAGAUUGGCCAAAAAGGCCAACCAUUCCAGUAUUGGAAUCGACCUGGAAUGCUUCCAAAAGUCGAUCUGUUCGGUCAGCGAGCGCAAUGGAUUCAGACAGCUGGCCGGGAAAACCCGUCGCAUAGCCUCUAAUAUAAAAACCAAGAGUUGUCACAAUCCAAUUGACGAGGCGGAGUACGUGGGAAUAUACAAAGCAGCCGACUUCCUAGACACAUUGGGAGUAGAAAUGCAUAAGAUGUCACUUAAACAACAAUUAUAA
Molecule: messenger RNA, 616 nt
Organism: Bursaphelenchus xylophilus (pine wood nematode)
Lineage: Eukaryota; Metazoa; Nematoda; Chromadorea; Rhabditida; Aphelenchoididae
Source: the annotation of a GenBank genome assembly